UUAAUGAAAUUCAUACGUUCAAUUGUAGCAUCUCCGAAAAAUAGUAUAUAUGAACCGUCACUAAAUAUUGAACUCGAUCUAUCUUAUAUCACCCAACGAGUGAUUGUUUGUUCUGGCCCAGUAACAGGUCUAUUUCGCUCGAUCUAUCGUUACCCCAUACAGAAUUUUAUAAAGUUUCUAAAUUUCAAUCAUGACGGUGGUUGGCAUCUAUGGAACUUCCGUGGUGAAGAUCCUGGGUAUACUAGUGAGGAUGUGUCUGGUAAGGUUACCUUCAUGCCAUUCCCAGAUCAUCAACCCCCAACGUUAGAAAUAAUACUGGAAUCAAUCCAUGGGAUUUCGGAAUUUUUACAUGAAAAUGAUAAAAAUGUAGUGGUUCUUCAUUGUAAAGCUGGCAAAGGCCGGUCAGGAACUAUAUGUUGUGCAUACUUAAUGUCAGAGGAGGAGAUAGACGUGGACACGGCAAUUAAAUGGUAUACGAAAAAGAGAAUGAGAGAAUACGCUGGAGACGGAGUUUCAAUCAAAUCCCAAAUUAGAUAUUUAAAUUAUUGGUCACAAUGUUUAGAAUUUCCAAAGUUAUUAAAUGAUUCAAUUACUCAGAAAUUUAUUGUUAAAAGAAUUCAAUUUAUUGGAGUAGCCCCUUCGUUAUUAUCAAGUGUACACAAAUUGAAAUUCUCCUUAAAUGGAUAUAGAAAACUAUCUACAAAUAAAUAUGGAGUGGAAAUCAUAAAUUUGUUCACCCCUACAAUCUCGGAAUUUCAUCGCAAAGGUGAUCUGAUAUAUGUUAUCCCAUACAAAUAUUCAUUGGAAGUAAGUUCUGAUAUUCAACUUCUGGUGCCGGAGUAUGGAUAUGCGUGGGUGAACUUAACCUGCGAGGCAUUUUCGCAGCCAGUUGGAAAAAAAACUACAACCAUAAAAUUGAGUUGGGAUGAUGUCGAUGGAUACAACGGAACUCAACAAAAGGGAUAUCGUUUAUUCGACUGCUUGGAAAUUGAAUGCUACUACAACUACAAAUGA
Molecule: messenger RNA, 1014 nt
Organism: [Candida] anglica
Lineage: Eukaryota; Fungi; Ascomycota; Pichiomycetes; Serinales; Debaryomycetaceae
Source: the annotation of a GenBank genome assembly